CGCGCUUCUCUCCGGAGCUUGCUCCCGGAAGUGCCGCUGUUUGUAGCGGGCGUGAUGGCUUCAAGGUUACUUCGCGGAGUUGGAGCGCUGGCCGCGCAGGCCCUCAGGGCUCGCGGCCCCAAUGGAGUCGCCGCGGUGCGCUCAAUGGCGUCUGGAGGUGGUGUUCCUACUGAUGACGAGCAGGCGACAGGGCUGGAGAGGGAGGUCAUGAUGGCUGCACGGAAGGGACUGGACCCAUACAAUAUUCUGGCCCCAAAGGCAGCUGCAGGCACCAAAGAAGACCCUAAUUUAGUCCCAUCUAUCACCAACAAGCGAAUAGUGGGCUGCAUCUGUGAAGAGGACAAUAGUACCGUCAUCUGGUUUUGGCUGCACAAAGGCGAGGCCCAGAGAUGCCCUAGCUGUGGAACCCAUUACAAGCUGGUGCCCCACCAGUUGGCCCACUGAGCCUUUGCACUAAUUUACUCAAAAUGUGCUGUGAAGUUUCUUCUUUCCAAUAAAGACUAGCCAUUGCAUUGGCUCCUUCUCCCAUA
Messenger RNA from Nyctereutes procyonoides (raccoon dog), 530 nucleotides. Its product is annotated as cytochrome c oxidase subunit 5B, mitochondrial. The transcript has 4 exons. Bases 55 to 444 code for a protein of 129 amino acids. The record is from RefSeq and is a predicted model, not a curated record. Lineage: Eukaryota; Metazoa; Chordata; Mammalia; Carnivora; Canidae. Gene Ontology annotation, cellular component: mitochondrial envelope. Gene Ontology annotation, biological process: mitochondrial electron transport, cytochrome c to oxygen.